AUGGCGUCCCGCCAACCACCCCCACCAUCCUCCAAAACUCGCCCUCCAAGACGAAUACGGCGCGGCGCCGCCCCCCUAGGUCCAAAUACUGUUACCAACCCAAAUACCCUUUCGAGCUCGAGCCGCGGUGGUUUCUCACCUAGAAAACUUGUUUGGACAGGUGCAUUCGCCGCGAUAACAAUAGUCGGCGCGAUCUAUGGCGCGGGGCUCAAGACGCAACAGGAGUUUAAGCAAGAAAAGCAACAAAUCAUCGAGUCUACUCCCGAAGACCGUAUACGCGACCUCGAGACGCGGCGCGCGAUGCUUGUAAAGCAGAAGAUGCCGCUUGAGCGCAAGUUAGUAGCUCUGAGGGAGAGGAUGAAGGCUCAAGAGUUAGAAGCUGCUGCCGCUGCUGAGGGUAGUAGUGGGGUAGAGGGGGGUAAAAAGUAA
Messenger RNA from Hypoxylon trugodes, 429 nucleotides. RefSeq lists its product as uncharacterized. The record is from RefSeq and is a predicted model, not a curated record. The transcript has a single exon. Lineage: Eukaryota; Fungi; Ascomycota; Sordariomycetes; Xylariales; Hypoxylaceae. Bases 1 to 429 code for a protein of 142 amino acids.